Molecule: messenger RNA, 615 nt
Organism: Cygnus atratus (black swan)
Lineage: Eukaryota; Metazoa; Chordata; Aves; Anseriformes; Anatidae
Gene: TMEM178A
Product: transmembrane protein 178A
Exons: 4
Biological process (GO): regulation of cytosolic calcium ion concentration; negative regulation of osteoclast differentiation
Cellular component (GO): endoplasmic reticulum membrane
Source: RefSeq, a predicted model, not a curated record
AUGGCGCCGCGCCGCCCCACCGCGCCUGCGUGCCGCCCCGCCUCGAGCCCCGACCCACCCCGCUCCUCCCCGGCGGGAGGCGCAUGCGCGGGGAAAGGGGGCAUCACUCAGAGAUGUGUUGCUGUCGAGUACCACUUCUCCCAGCCAAUACACUUACAUAACAUCCUCAUCAACCUGACGAAGCUGAUCCAGCAGAACAAAUGGCAUCUGCUCCAUAUAUGAUCAGAACAGCCUGCUUUCCUGGGCAUGGCUGCAGCUGUUCUCUGCAGGUGCAUUGUGGCCACAGUCAGCUUCUUUUGGGAGAAAAGCCUCACCCAGCAUGUCACAGGUUGUCUGUUCCUGAUGACAGGUAAUGGUAAUGCUUCCAUAUUUUGCACUGUAUCUCUGUGCCCUUAUGCAGCCAGCAUUGCAUAUGACCUGAACUACUUCCCCAAGUUCAUCUAUAGCCUUCCUGAUGACACAGAACAUGGACACAGCUAGUCUGUAUUUUGUGCCUGGUGCAGUCGGGCAUUUAUAGUCGCAGGCAGGUGUCUUUGCACAGCUUACCCUUUCAUUAGCAGGAGCUGAAGUACACCAGAGACUCCUCUGUGUGACUGCUCACCCACUGCCAACACC